This is a messenger RNA of Manis javanica (Malayan pangolin), 5414 nucleotides long. It is a transcript of the gene MAMDC4, whose product is annotated as MAM domain containing 4. Gene Ontology annotation, cellular component: membrane. The record is from RefSeq and is a predicted model, not a curated record. Gene Ontology annotation, molecular function: protein binding. Lineage: Eukaryota; Metazoa; Chordata; Mammalia; Pholidota; Manidae.
CAGCUGUGCCUCUGGGGGCCCCAGGGAGUGGCAGUGCACACUCAGCCCUUUGGGGAGUGAUAAGGGGGCCCCUGGGCUGCUGCCCCCAUUUAUGGCUGGAUUGCUCUUCCACGUGGCUGCUGUGCCCAAGGACAUGUGGGAGGAGGCUGAGGAGCCCUUGUGCAAGGGGUUAGUGCCUGGUACCACUGGGCCAGCUGAGCCGGGGUGCCCAUUCAAGUGUGCAGGGCAGGCAGAGCGCCCAUAUCCACCAUCCUGACCAACCUCAGUGUCCCUAGUGGCCUGCCAGCUGAGGUCACUCAUGAAGAGGCCCAAGGCCCCUGCCCACAGCCAUGGACUCCUGUUCAAAGUGGACAGGCAGGACUUCAGACUUGGAGCUGAGAGCCUCUCUGCCAGGACCCUCCUCCCAGUUCAGGGAGGGCAGGGCCAGGCACAGCAGAGGCCCGGCCAGCCCUGUAAGCUCACUGGCCCCUUGCCGUGCUGCGAUGCAGGGUGGGUGCCUUGUCUGAGCUCCCUGGGGCCUCAUGGCAGCGUCUCCACCAUGACUUACAGAUGAGGAAACGAGCUGGGGGGAAAGUGUCCAGGGCCAGCAGUGGUACGUCACGCAGCAGGGCCUGGCUCUAAGCCCUCCGCAGAGAGGCCUGUGCCGCAAGAACCUGCCUGGCCCACACUGCUCUGAACAGUGCCAAGCAAGUGAGCAGCAUCUAAGCAAGUAGGCUGCCCAGCACACACUGCCCCUCACCUUGCCCCCACUGGCUUGACCAUGCGUCUGUGUGGCCACCUCCUGCCUGUUGGGGUUCUGCUCCUGGCAGGGCCCCCAGGCUGGGCCUGGGUCCCCAACCACUGCAGGCCUCCCAUUGAGGCUGUGUGCAACUUCGUGUGUGACUGUCGGGACUGCUCUGACGAGGCCCAGUGUGGUUACCAUGGGGCCCUGCCUGCCCUAGACACCCCCUUCGCCUGCGACUUCGAGCAGGACUCCUGCGGUUGGAGGGACAUCAGCACCUCAGGCUACAGCUGGCUCCGAGGCCGGGCAGGGGCUGAACGGGAGAGUCCUGGGCCACACUCGGAUCACACGCUAGGCACUGAUCUGGGUUGGUAUGUGGCUGUUGGCACCCACCGUGGGAAGGAGGUGGCCACUGCAGCCCUGCGCUCCCCUGUCCUGCGCGAGGCAGCCCCGACCUGCCAGCUGAGGCUCUGGCACUAUGCAGCCUCUGGAGCAGAUGCAGCUGAGCUGCGGCUGGAGCUGACCCACGGUGCCGAGACGCUGACCCUGUGGCAAAGCUCAGGGCCCUGGGGCCCAGGCUGGCAGGAGCUGGUGGUGGCCACUGGCCGAAUCCAGGGUGACUUCCGGAUGACCUUCUUUGCCACCCGAAAUGCCACACACAGGGGCGCUGUGGCCUUGGACGACGUGGUCUUCUGGGGCUGUGGGCUGCCCACCCCCCAGGCCCACUGUGCCCUGGGGCACCACCACUGCCAGAACGGGGCCUGCGUGGAGCCCCACCAGCUCUGUGACGGCGAGGACAACUGCGGGGACAGCUCCGAUGAGAGCCCCCCCGCCUGCAGCCACCACAUGGCCACCGACUUUGAGACGGGACUGGGCCCAUGGAGCCAUUCAGAGGGCUGGGCCCGGAACCGCAGUACCGGAGGCCCUGGGUGCCCCACCUGGCCACGGCGUGAUCACAGCCGGAACAGUGCACGGGGCUCCUUCCUGGUCUCUGUGGCUGAGCCCAGUGCCCCAGCCAUCCUCUCCAGCCCUGAGUUCCAAGCCUCGGGCUCCCACAACUGCUCGCUCACCUUCUACCACUACCUGCACGGGUCUGAGGAUGGCUGCCUCCAGCUGUUCCUGCAGACGCAUGGCCCCAGUGCCCCCCAGGUCCCCAUCCUGCUGCGCAGGCGCCACGGGGAGCUGGGGGCCGCCUGGGUCCGAGACCGGGUUGACAUCCGGAGUGAGCACCCCUUCCAGAUCCUCCUGGCUGGGCAGACGGGCCCAGGGGGUGUCGUGGGCCUGGACGACCUCAUCCUGUCAGACCACUGCAAGCCAGUGCCCGAGGUGUCCAGCCCAGCUCCCGGGCUCUUGGCCCCAGCGCCCGGGCCUCAGCCGCCUGGCCUGCAGCCCCAGGACUUCUGUGAGCCAGGACAUCUCUCCUGCGGGGACCUGUGUGUCCCCCCAGAGCAGCUGUGUGACUUCCAGCAGCAGUGUGGGGGGGGUGAGGAUGAGCAGGAGUGUGGUAAGGGGCAGACAGAGGUCGGGGGGGCCCCCUUCCUCCAGGCUCUCCCCACCGCAGGGGCCAGGCAGCGGCUCCGGGGCCAUUCAGUUCCGGCCACUGUUGCAGGCACCACAGACUUUGAGUCCCCCGAGGCUGGGGGCUGGGAGGAUGCCAGCGUGGGGCAGCUGCAGUGGGGGCGUCUCCCAGCCCAGGAAGGCAGGGGCCUUGGAACAGAUGCCCGUGGGGCUGUUACUGGGCACUUCCUGUCCCUGCAGAGGGCCUGGGGGCAGCUGACCGCGGAGGCCCGGGUCCUCACACCCGCCCUGGGCCCCUCCGGCCCCCACUGCAAACUCCACAUGGCUUACUAUUUUCACAGUCACUCGCAAGGCUUCCUGGCAUUGGUCGUGGUGGAGGGCAGCAGCCGUGAGCUGGUGUGGCAGGCCGGGGGCAGCAGCAGUGAGGGAUGGAAGGUGCACACCGUCCUACUUGGAGCACGCUGCCGGCCUUUCCGGCUUGAGUUUGUCGGCCUGGUGGACUUGGACAGGCCUGGCCAGCAAGGCGCCGGGGUGGACGACGUGACCCUGAAGGACUGCAGCCCCACGGAGUCCACUAAGGAAGAUGCAGAGGUCUCCUGUAACUUUGAGAGGGACACAUGUGGCUGGCAUACCGGCCACCUCACAGAUGCCCACUGGCACCGGGCCAAGAGCCGUGGCCCAGGGUACGACCACACCACCGGCCAAGGCUACUACAUGCUGCUGGACCCGACGGACCCCCCAGCCAGGGGCCCUGGCGCCCACCUGCUCACCCAGCCCCAGACACCAGCAGCCCCUCAGGAGUGUCUGUCCUUCUGGUACCACCUCUAUGGGCCCCAGAUCGGGACACUGCGCCUGGUGAUGAGACAGGAAGGAGAGGCAGAGAAGCAUCUGUGGUCACGGUCUGGCACCCAGGGCAACCACUGGCACCAGGCCUGGGCCACCCUCCACCACCAGCUGGCCUCUGGCGCCAAGUACCAACUGCUCUUCGAGGGCCUCCGCAACGGCUACCACGGCAGCAUGGCGCUGGACGACCUGGCUGUGCGGCCCGGACCCUGCUGGGCCCCUGACCACUGCUCAUUUGAGGACUCGGCCUGUGGCUUCUCCAGCGGGACCCAGGGCCUCUGGAGGCGCCAGGCCAACGCCACAGGCCAUGCCGCCUGGGGUCCCCACACUGACCACACCACAGAGACAGCUCAGGGGCACUACAUGGUGGUGGACACAAGCCCACAGGCCCUGCCCCGUGGCCACGUGGCCUCCCUGACCUCAGAGAAGCACAGGCCCCUGGCCCAGCCUGCCUGCCUGACCUUCUGGUACCACCUGAGCAUCCACAAUCCAGGUACGCUGCGGGUCCACGUGGAGGAGGCUGCCAGGCAGCAGGUGCUCAGCAUCACAGCCCAUGGAGGGUUUGCGUGGCGCCUGGGCAACGUGGAUGUGCAGGCUGAGCAGGCUUGGAGGGUGGUGUUUGAGGCCGUGGCCGCUGGCGUGGAGCACUCCUACAUCGCGCUGGACGACUUGCUCCUCCAGGACGGGCCCUGCCCUCGGCCAGCUUCCUGUGACUUUGAGGCUGGCCUGUGUGGCUGGAGCCCGCUGCCCUGGCCCAGGCCAGGCGGGUACAGCUGGGACUGGAGCAGUGGAGCCACACCCUCCCGCUAUUCCCAGCCUCCUGUGGACCACACCCUGGGCACAGAGACAGGUCACUUUGCUCUCUUUGAAACGGGCGUGCUGGGCCCAGGGGGCCAGGUGGCCUGGCUGCGCAGCCAGCCUCUGCUUGCCACUGAGGCGUCCUGCCUCCGCUUCUGGUACCACAUGGGCUUCCCUGAGCACUUCUACAAGGGCGAGCUGAGGGUGCUCCUGGGCAGUGCCAGAGGCCAGCUGGUCGUGUGGGGUGUGGGCGGGCACCUACGGCACCAGUGGCUAGAAGGCCAGGUGGAGGUGGCCAGCGCUGAGGAGUUUCAGAUUGUGUUUGAAGCCACUCUGGGCGGCCAGCCAGCCCUGGGGCCCAUUGCCCUGGACGACGUUGAGUAUCUGGCUGGGCAGCAGUGCCAGCUGCCUGCACCCAGCCACGGAUCGCGUCACUCUGCCGGCAUCCAUCACCAACGACCAGUAGACACCCCAAGGGAUCCUGGCUCUCACACAGCUCCCCCAGCCCAACACUGCCCCUCUCCUGGACACGCAGAGGCCCCAGCGCCCACCUGCACAGACUGCCACACCACGUGCCUGGGACAGUCCUCACCCAUCAAUAAACAUGCCGGCCCUCCGGCCCCCUGCUGCCUGAGGCCUGUGUCCUGCGCUGCCACCAGCUGGGAGGCAGCCGUAGAACCCCCAGACUGCUUUGCCUGGGGAUGUGCUUGGGGGCAGCUCCCACAGCUCAGUGACUCCAGCGACAGGAAAGAGGCAGGCGUAACAGCCAGGGUGAGGGGCGCCAGGAGACAGACUCCUACAACCCCGGGAGCCACAGCCAUGGCCCAGGCUCGGCAGGCACCCCAACAUCGGGCCCCAUGCAGCCCCCACCUGGCAGGUGGCUCUGCACACCUUUUAGGACUGGGUGCAAGUGACAAGCUGAGGAGGAACACCUCGGGGCUUGUGGUGGCAGGGAGCUGGGCUGCUGGGGCUGCCUGCCGCCCACUGCCCACAGCAAAGGUUCCGGUCCCUCCAGAAGGACGUCUUGAAACAGAGGUCACUUGGUGCCAUGAUGCCCCUGAGCAGGUCACUGGAGGGCAAAGCUGAGGUUCCUGGGUUCACAGGGUCUGAGAGAGAAGGUGACACCCCUGGGGUGUGGCCCCCGGUGCCCCACAUACCAUCCUCAUCUAAUGAAAGGGAGUCAAGUGUUUCUAACCCAAAAAUCGUCCCAGGCUCCAAUCUUCCAUGCAGGAAAUGUGGGUGCCCCUCCACAAGGCUUGGAAGGCCCCACUGGGCUUGGCUAUCCAGGCAGAGUGACAGACCAAACUAGACACAGCUGCACGGCCGGAUGCCCCCUCCAGCCCACAGGAGGCUCCACCUCGCCGCCCGGCCCACUGGGCUCUGGGAGCUCAACACCAAGGGCGGGGGGCGCCAAGAGGCUGACCGAUGCCACACAGCGUCCCUGCAGACGGGGACCAGGAACCAACCGUGCAGAGUGUGGCCUUCACGGCCCCUCAGGGGCCCCACAGCAGGCCAGACAGAGGCCCACUAAAGG